Molecule: messenger RNA, 987 nt
Organism: Orbilia oligospora ATCC 24927
Lineage: Eukaryota; Fungi; Ascomycota; Orbiliomycetes; Orbiliales; Orbiliaceae
Exons: 1
Coding region: 1-987 (328 amino acids)
Source: RefSeq, a predicted model, not a curated record
AUGGCCCGCCGUAAGAACCGGGGCUGUUGCUUCGGUCUCUUCGACUGCUUCUCAUUUCUAUUUCGCAAACCUCCCGUCGGUGGAGAAAAGUUAUUGGAUCACCCCGAGAUCAUCGCCGGCAUCCUUUCCCAUCUCCCUCCGAAGGAUUUGUUAAAGGAUAUCCGUUUGGUCCAUCCGGUCUUCUACGACAUCGCAACAACUUCAUCCCAUCCGAUCGUACAAUGGAAAACCUGGAUGUACGCCCACCCCGACAUCCCCCGUGGUCUGGAUUACUCGCGAAUGUAUACUCCUAACGUUGGGCAUGAGUUUGCAUAUAACCCACCCCGACCAUCCCGCGAGAUAUCGAUGAUGUUAUUACCCAUAAUCAACAAACUCUGGCUUCGGAUUAUCGAGGACGUCAAACGUGCGCAUGAUGAGUUGGGAUUCAAACCCGGGAAGGAAAAGGAUUAUACCCCAUUGCUGGAGAACGGAAACUACUCCGGUUUGGACGACUUGGUUGGCGACCCUCCUCACGAUGUGGACUGGUAUAUCGAGAAACAGUUAUUGGUGGAUAUGCCGCAUACGAUUAGUCAAAUGCAAGUUACUCGACCGGCAUUGACGGAGGCGGUGAAUAUCAGCAUGAGAUGUUUUAGGUGUUGUAGCCGAACGUGUACUUAUACAGUCUCGUUCGCGUCGCCGACGGAUGGGUUGAGGAUUAAGGAUUUUGUGACGAUGUUGGUGCAUGGAUUGUUCGAUUGGGACCAUGGGGCUUGUUCGCAGUGUCUUUGGAAUCAUAACAGCGUGCAUUGCGCCGUUGCUAUGGAGGUUUCUGGAGUGGCGGACGAAAUUGGCGAAGGAAGAGUGUGGUACGACUAUGUUGGUGGAAAGCAGGUUGGAGAGGAGGGCAGAGGGAUGUUUAAUAUCUUGAGCCUGAGUCUUUUGGCGGAUGGAGGGGGCAAAACGUGGGGGAGGGGAGGCGAGUUUCAGAACAAACAACAAACAGUAUAA